Molecule: messenger RNA, 771 nt
Organism: Striga hermonthica
Lineage: Eukaryota; Viridiplantae; Streptophyta; Magnoliopsida; Lamiales; Orobanchaceae
Source: the annotation of a GenBank genome assembly
AUGGCUGGUUUCGUGCUUUUCUUUAACUUUCUUGUAGCCGUUUGUCUCCUCUUUGAACGUCCGGGAAAUGCUGCCACAUGCACCGAUUGUUUCAUCCAGUCAAGGGCUACUCAUUACCCGAAUUCUGAUGAUAAAGGGACAGAAACCGGAAGUUGCGGCUAUGGCACAUUUGGUGCAACAAUCAAUGGUGGGCAUGUAUCAGCUGCAUCGCAACUCUACCGAAAUGGAGUAGGAUGUGGUGCCUGUUACCAGGUCAGGUGCAACAAUAGUUACUACUGUUCAGACAAAGGUGUGACAGCUGUCAUAACCGAUCAGGGUGCAAGUGACCGGACAGACUUCAUUCUGAGCAGACGAGCCUUUGGUCGUAUGGCUCAGAAUGACGAUGCAGCCUCAUCACUAUUGGCACUUGGUGUAAUCGAUAUUGAAUACAGACGGGUCUCAUGCAGCUAUCCAAACAAAAAUAUUGCAAUUAAGAUUGAUGAAAGCAGCAGCAACCCUCAUUAUCUAGCUUUUGUGAUUUGGUAUCAAGGAGGCAAGCAGGAUAUAACUGCCGUGCAACUAUGCGAAACACAGAAUUAUGUAUGCAAACUAUUGGCUCGGAGUUAUGGAGCCGUAUGGACAACUGCGGCACCACCAAGUGGGCCCUUAUCAGUAAGAAUGCUACUCAGUGACGAAAAUGGAGAUGGGAAAUGGCUAGUUCCAGUCAAUGAUAUACCUGAAAACUGGAAACCUGGAGACGUAUAUGAUUCAGGAGUACAAGUAAUGGCCUGA